This is a messenger RNA of Diversispora eburnea, 216 nucleotides long. Lineage: Eukaryota; Fungi; Glomeromycota; Glomeromycetes; Diversisporales; Diversisporaceae. The record is from the annotation of a GenBank genome assembly.
AUGGAAUUGGCACCAAAAUUUGAUAAUUUAUUUGAAAUUUUUAUGAAUGAUAUCGACCAGGAAUGCAUCGUGGCUGAAGAAGCUUUACCUAUAAUACUUUCAAUUGCGUCAUCUUGUUUUAGUUUGAAAUAUUUGAUAAUCGCUGAACGAAUAAAUUCUUUGGGAUCAAUAACAGUAUCUACUUUGAAGCGAUCGAAGAGACCGGAAAACGAUUAA